AUGUCAUCGACAAAAUUAAGACGUAAAGGAAGUCAGGGAACCACAUCAAAAGCUUCUCGAGAAAUCGUUGAUGAUGACCCAAAUGUGGAAGAUAAGUGUGAGCAUAUGUGGCCAACAGCGGCAGACAUGGUUUUGCUCAAAGGUAAACCACGGAAAGAAUGGCAACAACCUGAACCAAUCUCAGUUCAACAAAUAGAUUUCUAUUUGGGUCGCAUUCCACAGUGGUAUAUCGAGGAGAAAUUUCUGAAGAACCCUGGGGACUACCUUCUUGCUCGUGGUCAUGAUAAUAAAUUAUGCUUAUCAAUUAAGUCUAACGAAGCCGGCAACCCCGCAGUACAUUUGCCUAUUGAAUUUUGUCAAACUAAGCAGGUAAAAGGUGAUCGGAACUAUUACUAUCGAAUCGAAAGGACCAUUUUACAAAAUCGCUCAGUUUGGGGUUUGAUCCGUUCAUACCAAAGCUGUCACGCAAACAUUUUAAAAAUCAACACAAGACGUGAUGUGCAGCUGUUAAAUCCAGUCAUUCCAUGUCAGGGAUGUCGUUAUUUAAAAACUGAGUAUUGUUUUCUGAAUAUGCAAAUUAAAGACAAGUCAGAAGUCAAUAUCGGUGAAUUACUCUGCAAAGGAGAGCGAUCAACAAUAUACAAAGCUGUGCGUUACAUGGACAAGUCUGGUUUGGCAAAAACGAAGACAGAAAAACCAAUUAUUCUCAAGGAAAUGGAUGAAUACAGUGUAGAUGUCUUGGAUAACCUGUUCCGAGAACUACACGUAGUGAGUUCUAUUCGUCAUGCACUGGGUCCAAAUAAAGCAAUUAGCGUAGAAGCUGUUAUGGUUAGCAGUCCACCGUAUUCUAUUGCCUAUGGAUUAUGCAAAAAAGGAUCAUUACUUCAAUAUCUUGAAAAGAAUAACAUCAGUAUGAAAAGCAAAGUGCAGAUACUGAGCCAUAUCGCAAUGACUUUAUCUCAGUAUCAAAAGAUCCCUGUAAUCCACGGCAAUUUGAGAGCCAAAAAUGUAUUUGUUGAUCUCAGCGACGAUAAAAUCGCUAAACCAAUUUAUUAUCUUGGAGGUUUUCAGUAUUCAACUUUGAGCAAGUCAAAAAAAGUGGAUCCAACAAAGGUGGCAAAUAAACGAUGGCUUGCUCCUGAAGUUUUUACCACCAAACUUCUAACACCUGAGACGGACGUUUUUGCAUUUGCAUUCCUUAUGUAUGAGGUACUUACCAUGCAAGUACCACAUGCUGCAAUUAGCAAUGCAAAUGUGCUCGAAUAUAUCAAAAAGAACCCAGACGUUCGUCCUACGGUGCCAGCAACGGUUCCUAACUGGUUGCGGGUAUUGGUAAACAACUGUUGGAGCACAGCACCAGAAAAAAGGCCUCAAUUUGAUAAUGUCUGGCAACAAUUCAAGAAGAACGAUGCAUGA
This is a messenger RNA of Thelazia callipaeda (thelaziosis nematode), 1416 nucleotides long. Lineage: Eukaryota; Metazoa; Nematoda; Chromadorea; Rhabditida; Thelaziidae. The record is from the annotation of a GenBank genome assembly.